CCGAUUGUGACAUUGUGAGAAUAGGCUAGGCACAGAGAGAGGAGGAGAGAAGUUUUAUCAGCAUUAGUCAGAAACUUUUUAGCCAGAGGAAAGAAAAGAAGGUUGUUGGUGUUUGAGUCUUUGAAGUUUAGUCUGUGUUUGUCAAGAGAAAGCAAGUCAUCGUUGGCCGCCAGUCUCGGGUUUAAAAGAGGACACAGAUUCAUAAUGGCUACUAACAAGUUCAGACAUUUGGUGUCCAAGAGAAAGAGAAGAUUCAUUGCUGAUGGGUUUGAUCUUGAUAUGACAUUCAUCAAACCUAAUAUAGUAGCUAUGGGUUUUCCGUCUGAGAAACUUGAAGGAGUAUAUCGUAACAAAAUGUCAGAUGUGCAAAGAUAUUUUGACACGCAUUACACUGAUCACUACAAGGUUUAUAAUCUUUGUUCCGAGAGGUUUUACGAUCCCAAAAAGUUCCACAAAGUUACGGUGUACCCAUUUGAUGAUCACAACCCUCCUCCUUUUGAGCUGAUUCAACCUUUCUGUGAGGACGUUGAUGGCUGGCUCAAAGAAGACAAUAGAAAUGUUGCAGUUAUACAUUGCAAGGCAGGAAAGGGUAGAACCGGUGUCAUGAUUUGCUCGUACUUACUACAUGAUAGACUGUUUGACACAGUGAAGGAUGCCCUCCAGUUUUACGGAGAGGCCAGGACCCAAAAUGCAAAGGGCGUUACCAUCCCAAGCCAAAGAAGAUAUGUUCAGUACUAUGGCCACCUUAUUAGAAAUAAUUUACAAUAUUCUCCUCGGACAAUUUUAUUACAUGCUAUUAGAUUAGAAGGAAUACCUAACUUCAGUGGAGGGACCUGUGCUCCUUUCUUUAUUGUGAGAAAACACAAGGUUGUAUUAUAUACCUCAAAGGUUUAUGAAAGUAUUAGACGGACUGAUGCGUUUGCUGAGCUCAUGUUAACAAAGCCCAUUCCUCUUUGUGAUGACAUUAAAGUCGAGUUUUAUCACAAUCCGAGAUUUGGCUCAAAGGAGAAAAUGUUUUUAUUUUGGUUUAAUACAUUUUUUGUUGACUGGCAUGUAAUGCAGCAGGAGGCACAGAAUGCUAUGGCAACAAAGGAAGCUAGGGAGGAGAGGAUAAUGCAUAGCUCUCCUGCUUCUGCUGGUAUUGGUAAAGGGAACAAUGUCAGCUCUAGAGGUGUACCCACGGCUUCUCCUCUGACUACAAUUUCUGUUGAUCAGAAAGCCCCUUCAAGAUUAGCUGGAUACAGCACUGCUAAUGGUGAUAGGGCUGAAGGGGAGCUAGUCUCACUUGAUGCUACCCCAAAAGCUUCACACUUUCGAGUUGUUAUCUUACCAAAGAAUGAAAUUGAUAAAGCAAAUAAAGACAAGAAGCACAAGCAGUAUCCUUGUAACUUUAAGGUUCACAUGGUUUUGUCAGAGGCUGAUAAUCCUGGAUUCAGUCUUGAUCAUUAUUGUGAGGAGGAUCUUGAGUCUCAGACUGAUGAGCAGCCUGAUGAUCCUCACCACGGAGAAGAGAACCUCUCAGAUACUGACCCAGAGGAUGACGAGAACUGGGAAGAAGUAGAGUCAGUGGCUGUAUAGUUAAUGUUCCUGUAACCUUAAAGACACAGCGUAAUUACACUUUUGAGCAUCAAAAUAAUAUUAAACUGUGUUACCACUGUUUAUGUUUUUGUAUUCUAAUUAUUAUUAUUAUUAUUAUUAUUAUUGUUAUUAUUAUUAUUGUUAUUAUUAUUAUUGUUAUUAUUAUUAUUAUUAUAAUUACUGUUCUUAUUGUUAUUAUUAAUUAUUACUAUAUAAUCAACUGGUUGGUUCUUUACCACACAAUCGGGUGAUGGCAAAUCUCUUCUUUUCUCUUUUGUUGUGCUACUUGUGUCUUUACUCGUCUCAUUUUAGUUCUUUUUAUUAAGUUUGAAAACAUUUUUGUACUUUUCAGUGUAUUGAUGAUAUUUUUAUAGAGAAAAGGCAGGAUUAUGAUUACAUUUUGCAA
This is a messenger RNA of Amphimedon queenslandica, 1984 nucleotides long. RefSeq names its product phosphatidylinositol 3,4,5-trisphosphate 3-phosphatase and dual-specificity protein phosphatase PTEN-like. The coding region runs from base 205 to 1578 and encodes 457 amino acids. The transcript has 16 exons. Gene Ontology annotation, biological process: protein dephosphorylation; cell motility; regulation of phosphatidylinositol 3-kinase/protein kinase B signal transduction. Gene Ontology annotation, cellular component: cytosol; nucleus; plasma membrane. NCBI's taxonomy places the organism in Eukaryota, Metazoa, Porifera, Demospongiae, Haplosclerida, Niphatidae. Gene Ontology annotation, molecular function: protein tyrosine phosphatase activity; phosphatidylinositol-3,4,5-trisphosphate 3-phosphatase activity. The record is from RefSeq and is a predicted model, not a curated record.